Vombatus ursinus (common wombat) is the source of this 2627-nucleotide messenger RNA. RefSeq names its product zinc finger protein 446 (gene ZNF446). The record is from RefSeq and is a predicted model, not a curated record. Gene Ontology annotation, molecular function: DNA-binding transcription factor activity, RNA polymerase II-specific; RNA polymerase II cis-regulatory region sequence-specific DNA binding. Gene Ontology annotation, biological process: regulation of transcription by RNA polymerase II. Bases 330 to 2405 code for a protein of 691 amino acids. Lineage: Eukaryota; Metazoa; Chordata; Mammalia; Diprotodontia; Vombatidae. The transcript has 7 exons.
AUGUCUCUGGGAGCCCCACCCAAAGGCCUCCCUCGGGCUCCUGCCCCUGGAGAGCGGAGUGAGAGCGUGUAUGCCCAUAAGAGCGUGGUGAGUGCCCCUGGGCUUUGGGCUCACUCCCCUCCAGCUUACAUUUGGGUGGGACUGGGGGUCCGGGUGGGCUAAGGAGGUGCAGAGGCUUUGUGCCAGGAAGGGGACGGCAUCUCAGGGCAUCUAUGUAGACAUCCCUCCCUGCAGAUGGAUUCAUAAGCACUUGGCGUGUGGUUGGGGCUUAAUUGGUGCCCAGGCUGUGUGCCCCACAGUGCUCCUUCAGCUGUGCAAAGUGUGGCUGGAUGGAAAGCCUGAGGGUUGGGGAGCAGGAGGGGGGCUGGGACCCCAGGAGAUGCCUUGGUGGCACCCCGGCCCCUGCACUGAGGUGCCUGCGGGCCGUGCUCCCUCUCAGAACCCUCCCUGCUUUUGUCCUGGCGUUUAGGCCCUGCUCAUGGUGGGGCAAGGGCAUCUGUAGGUUUAGGGUGCCCGGGGAAGGCCAUCCCCUUGGGCACAUCUUCCCCGAGCAGCUUGCUUCUUUAGUACCUUGGACAGCGCACCCCUUCCCUCCCGUUUUCCCAGGGCAGCCCUCUCCUCCCAGCCCUGAAGUUGGCCCCGGGUCAAGUGUCCCUGAAUCCCCCUCCAGAGCACUCCUUGCCGGGGGGCUGGUGCCCUCCAUCCUGGGUCCUCUCGUGUCCUGCAGGAGCCUUUCACCCUGCCCUCAUCCACUGCCUGACAAGCACCCUUGGGAGGAGCUGCCCCAGACCCCCCGGGAGAGAGAAGCUGGGGGCCUGACGGUCAGGGGUGCCUGCAGAGCAGAGCCCAGUGACGGCCUGACCGUGCCAGCUGAGGAGGGGGCCUGGGGCCAGGACUCCAAUGGCCCUGAGGCCUCACGCCAGCGAUUCCGGAGGUUCCGCUACCAGGAGGCAGCUGGGCCCCGAGAGGCCCUGAGCCGGCUCCGAGAGCUCUGUGUCCUCUGGCUGCGGCCAGAGGUCAGCCCCAAAGAGCGGAUCCUGGAGCUGCUGGUGCUGGAACAAUUCCUGAACAUCCUUCCCGUCGAGGUCCAGGCCUGGGUGCGGGUGCAGGGGCCGCAGAGCGCUGAUGAAGUUGUGACCCUGGUGGAGGGCCUGCAGAGGAACCCCGCGAGGCUGAUGCAGUGGAUCAUGGGUCGCCUCCUGAGACAGGAAGGACUUUCCUCAAAGAUGGAGUCCCCAGGAGUCCAGCCGGCGGUCAAAGGCCUUCUGAGCAAAGGCCAGAAGGAGAAGGAGCCACCUCUACGGCCUCAGCCGGACACCCCAGAGGAGGCAGGCCAAGACGUCAAAGAAGAGCCUGGCGGGCCUCACGAAACAACUUCACCCACUCCCCAGAUCCCUGCCCACCCUCAGGAGGGGAACGGCCACCACCCAGAGACAGCAGCCUCCUUCCUGCCUUCAGGAUGCCAGGAGGAGUGGGGCCUGCUGGACCCCUCCCAGAAGGAGCUGUACUGGGACGUCAUGCUGGAGAAGUAUGGCAGUGUGGUCUCCCUGGGAAUCCCUGCCCCCAAACCAGAUGCCAAGGCCCUGAUGGAGCGCGGGGAGGAGCUGUGGGGACCCGGACCAUGCUCAGCAGCUGAGGACAAGGCGCAGCCCAAAGGCGUUGGCCCUCCAGGAGGCAGGAGGCAGAACCACAAGGAGUCCCCUGCCAGGGAUGGUUCAAGGUCCCAGGCAUCUCAGCAUCCGCCUCCCCGACAAGCCCAGGGAGACGGGCCAAGUCCGGGGGCCGGGAAAGGUCUUUGGUCCGCCACAGAGCCAGGAAGCCCUGGAAGGAAAAGAAAGGCCCCCUCGGUGGCCUGGGAAAGCCCUCCGGGCAGAGCCGGCGGCGGUCUGCUGCCCGGGGGAGUGGCCUCCGCGUGGAUGGAGAGGGACAGAGGCUGCUUUCCACAAGGCGCGCUGAACUCGCUCCCAGCCUCGAGAGACAAACCCUAUGUCUGUGACGAGUGUGGCAAAGGCUUCGACUGGAAGUCCGUGUUUGUCAUUCAUCAGAGAUCGCACACGGGUCCGGCCGCCAGUCAGCCCGAGGAGAGGAGGGAGCCCCGGGACCCGCGGGACCCGAGGGCCAAGCCGCGGGCGGCCCCGGGAGAAAAGCCCUACCGCUGCAGCGAGUGUGGGAAGGGCUUCCGGGAGCUGUCCACGCUGCGCAAUCAUCGCCGAAGCCACACAGGCGAGAAGCAUUACCAGUGCCAGGAGUGCGGGAAAUCUUUCAACUGGAAGUCCCAGCUGGUCAUUCACAAGAAGGCCCACGUGGGCGAAAAGCAGCACACGUGCGUGGAGUGUGGGGAGAGCUUUGACUGGAAGUCCCAGCUGGUCAUUCACAAAAAGGCCCACAGGAGGGACGCUCCGUAGGCAGAGUACCCGAGAGGGCAGCUCACCGUGCUGGGCUCCGUGGGGCUCCAAGCCCAGAUCUCUGAACUGCCCCUCGCCAGGCCUGGCCACUGGGACAAGGGACCUCCUUGUCUGCUCUGUCGGGACUCCUUAGCCGUAGUGCCCUAGGGGAGGAAGGGGCCCUAACGCCCCUCCUCCAGAGACGCUAAUCUGGGGAAUAAACUCCAUUAGCACUUCUUGGAA